This is a messenger RNA of Drosophila miranda, 1230 nucleotides long. Its product is annotated as cytosol aminopeptidase-like. Bases 1 to 1230 code for a protein of 409 amino acids. Lineage: Eukaryota; Metazoa; Arthropoda; Insecta; Diptera; Drosophilidae. Gene Ontology annotation, biological process: proteolysis. Gene Ontology annotation, cellular component: cytoplasm. Gene Ontology annotation, molecular function: manganese ion binding; metalloaminopeptidase activity. The record is from RefSeq and is a predicted model, not a curated record. The transcript is spliced from 4 exons.
AUGAAAGAUGUGGAACAGCGACGGCACUACGCCGAGAAAUGUGACUCGGUGAUCAAAGGCGUUGUGGUGGGCGUGUACGCCAAGAAGGGCGACCGCCAGCCCAAGAUGACACCAUCCGGCGAGAAGUUUGACGAUCGCGUCCAGGGUAAGAUCACUGAUCUAAUACGCGAGACGGGCCUGAGUGGCCCGUGGAUGAACGUGGAUGCGGAGUUCCGUGCGGUGGCCGUGGUAGGCGUGGGACAGGAGGGGGCCGGCUUCAACGACCUGGAGAUGAUCGACGAGGGAAUGGAGAACGCUCGCGUCGCUGCCGGCGUGGGGGCUCGUGCCCUUCAACUGCAGGGCUGCACAGAUGUCUUCGUGGAGUCGAUGGAGUAUGCGGAGCAGGCGGCCGAGGGGAGCGCCUUGGCCGUCUGGCGCUACAACACCAACAAGCGCACUCAUUUCCAAACUGGAGCUAACCUGGCCCGUCGCCCGACGCCCACAAUCUUUGCCCAGUCAGCGGUGGAUGCCCUGUGCCCCUGCGGGGUAUCCGUGGAGGUACACAGCAUGGACUGGAUCGAGUCCAAGAGCUUGAACAGCUUCUUGAUGGUGGCCAAGGGCAGCUGCGAGCCGCCGAUCAUCUUGGAAAUCGCCUACUGCGGCACCGCACCCGAGGACAAGCCCAUCCUCCUGCUGGGCAAGGGCAUCACAUUCAACAGCGGGGGCCUCUGCCUCCGUCCCAAGGACUGCUUGUCCAUGUACCGCGGCUGCAUGUCCGGUGCAGCCGCCUGCGUGGGCGUCAUCCGAGCCGCCGCCGGCCUAUCGCUGCCCCUAAACAUAACGGCACUGCUGCCGCUGUGCGAGAACAUGCCCUCCGGAAUGGCGGCCAAGCCUGGCGACGUGGUGUCCCUCCUCAAUGCCAAAACUCUCGGCUUCGUGGACGUCAGCAAGGCUGGUGUGAUGGCCAUGGCCGAUCCCUUGCUCUACGCCCAGACGAUCUACAAGCCGCGCAUGGUCGUGGACAUUGCUACAGUCGGCUACGCCGUCUGCUCAGCGCUGGGCGGAGCAGCAGCCGGGAUUUUCAGCAAUUCGAACUUCGUCUACAAGCAGUUCGAGAAGGCCGGUGCCCUUACGGGGGAUCGCGUUUGGCGUCUGCCCCUGUGGCGCUACUUCAAGGAGCUGAUCAUGCCGAACGAGACCUUUGAAAUUAGCCGCUUAUUUUACUUUUCCUCUCUUCUGAGAAAAUACUAA